UGAGCUGUGCUUAGCUUCUGCCUAGCUCACCUCUCUCUCCCAUCUCCAGCCUCUGCCGCCAGGCACCUGGCCUGUGGGUCCUCGGAGAAGCCAUGGAGCUCAGAGAGGAGCGGAUAAGGCAACAGCCGAACACUGCUCAGCAAGGAGAAUGAACACACUGCGGAUGUGUGGGACACACGGCGGAGUCUGUGAAACGUGAUGCCGAGCCCAAGAGACGAGACAGAAAAGCGCACAGACUGUUGGAUUCCGUGUGCGCCACGUCCAAGCACAGGCGAACGCCUCUGCGAUCGAUGGUCGACGAUCAAGAUCAGAAAGCGGCCACCCUUUGUGGGGGGACGGCAGUAGUUGUCCCACCUCCCGGAGUCCUGGCCGCGGGCGGAGCGGGCAGCACGUGGACGCCUCGGGGUCUGCGGGGUCGGCCUCACCCCGCCCCGGAGGCCCGGGCGGAAGGUCGCGGAGGAGCGGGCGCCCUGGCAGCGCGGAGGGGACCUGAGGCUGCCGCUGUCGGACGCGGGGCCAUGGCCGAGCUGCUGCGGACGCAGGCCCGAAAACCAAAAUGCUACCUGCUUCGUCCUGUGACCUUUCUCCUGAUAAUGCUCAUCUUGGUCUUCUUUGGCGCUGGUUUCCUGAGCCCAAGAAGCCCGGUGCUGUGGAGCAGGCGAGCAGGGGCAGGUGAGGCUGGAAGGGAAUCAAUCGGCCUGCAAGUUGUGAAACUGUCGAGGAUGGUGUAUCCGCAGCCCAAGGUGCUCACACCCUCUAGGAAAGAUGUCCUUGUCCUUACCCCUUGGCUGGCCCCCAUCAUCUGGGAGGCGACCUUCAACACUGACAUCCUGAACGAGCAGUUCCGACUCCAGAAUGCCACCAUCGGAAUCACGGUGUUUGCCAUUAAAAAAUACGUGGUCUUCCUGAAGCUGUUCCUGGAGACGGCAGAGCAGCACUUUAUGGUGGGUCACAGGGUCAACUACUACGUCUUCACUGACCGGCCAGCCGAUGUGCCGCACGUGCCCCUCGGGGAGGGCCGGCAGAUGGUGGUCCUCGAGGUGCCGGCCUCCGCGCGCUGGCAGGACGUGUCCAUGCGCCGCAUGGAGAUGAUCAGCAGCUUCUGCGAGCAGCGCUUCCUCCGCGAGGUGGACUUCCUCGUGUGCGCGGACGUGGACAUGAAGUUCCGUGACCACGUGGGCGUAGAGAUCCUGUCCCAGCUCUUCGGCACCCUCCAUCCCGGUUACUAUCGGGCCAGUCGCGAGGCUUUUCCAUACGAGCGCCGGCCGCAGUCACAGGCGCACAUCCCCCGGGACCAGGGCGACUUUUACUACAUGGGGGCCUUUUUUGGGGGGUCAGUGUCUGAGGUUUACCGGCUUACCAAGGCCUGUCACCAGGCGAUAGUGGCCGACAGGGCCAAUGGCAUCGAGGCCGUGUGGCACGACGAGAGCCACCUAAACAGGUACCUCCUGGACCACAAGCCCACCAAGGUGCUGUCCCCGGAGUACAUGUGGGACGAGAAGCUGCUGGGCUGGCCCGCCAUCAUGAGGAAGCUGAGAUACGUGGCUGUGCCCAAGAAUCACCGGGAGAUCCGGAACCGAUGACGGGCUGCCAGGAGGACUGCGCAAGGGCGUGGGCGGCCGCCCAGUGUCGCUCCUGGGGGCGCUGCCCUGAUGGGGACCUUUAUAACAGGCUGGGUAACCUCACUUCCUUUUUCUGUCCUUGUUGCGGCCUCUUAAUUAAAACCAGCCCUAACAUGGGUUCCCUUCCAUUGAAACCAGCGUCUAUGGGGCUAAAACCCAAAGCACACAUUCCCUGUUCUCUGCUGCUUUACUUACACUCAUCAAAUAUGUAAAUAUUUGUUUCUGUAGUCUCUGACUCCCUGAGCUUUACAAUCACAAAGAAGUUAGAAGUUGUUUAAAGCUCAGAUGGCCUCCCGCUGGGCUCCCAGUAAACUUGUGACUAAUCACAGGUCCUUGAGGUCUAUUACAGGGAGCCUAAUGUCCAGAGAAUAUCAGGAAACUAAAGCAGCCCAGGCCCCAACUCCUCGGCUUCCUGACACCAGACUCUACCCUCCACCACGGAGAUGAACAGUCAAGGACACCCACCUGCAAAAUUCCCUUCUCUUCCCCCCUUGCAAACAGCAAAACCUUAAAACCCUUUAGUCGUUUCUGAACGAGGGAGCUAGCAGUUCUUAAGGCACUAGCCAUUGCUCUGUUCCCUCCACCUGGCUAAAACAAUAAAGCCUUUCCUUUCCACUCAA
Equus caballus (horse) is the source of this 2242-nucleotide messenger RNA. It is a transcript of the gene ABO, whose product is annotated as ABO, alpha 1-3-N-acetylgalactosaminyltransferase and alpha 1-3-galactosyltransferase. Gene Ontology annotation, cellular component: vesicle; Golgi apparatus; membrane. The record is from RefSeq and is a predicted model, not a curated record. Gene Ontology annotation, biological process: carbohydrate metabolic process. Lineage: Eukaryota; Metazoa; Chordata; Mammalia; Perissodactyla; Equidae. Gene Ontology annotation, molecular function: glycoprotein-fucosylgalactoside alpha-N-acetylgalactosaminyltransferase activity.